AUGUCUUCAUGUGCUAAACCAUUUGGUUUUACUCAUGAACGGUUUAUGUCAAACUAUAAUCUAACUAUUGGUUCAGGAGAUCUUUCAUAUGAUUUUGAUUUAACAACACUUACUGUAUCUUAUAUUGAUAUAAAUGCUCGUGAUCAUACAAAUGAAAAUUAUUAUUUGAAUAGUUAUGCAUUAGAUUUCUAUCGACACAGUUCUAAACGAUUAUUAAUGUUCGAAAAUGAACUAGAUCGUAGUGAAACUUUUUAA
This is a messenger RNA of Rotaria sp. Silwood2, 255 nucleotides long. NCBI's taxonomy places the organism in Eukaryota, Metazoa, Rotifera, Eurotatoria, Philodinida, Philodinidae. The record is from the annotation of a GenBank genome assembly.